Molecule: messenger RNA, 2496 nt
Organism: Myiozetetes cayanensis
Lineage: Eukaryota; Metazoa; Chordata; Aves; Passeriformes; Tyrannidae
Product: collagen alpha-2(I) chain-like
Exons: 4
Coding region: 1-2496 (831 amino acids)
Source: RefSeq, a predicted model, not a curated record
AUGCUUCCCCAGAGGCGGUGCCGCCAAGAGCGGGAUGCUGCCGGCGGGAGGCCGGUCCUCGUCCCCGCGGGCACCUUGGCACGGCCCGGCCGGGCACGGGAACGGCGCGGCCACGCCCGAACGAGCGAGGAGCGCUGCGGCGGGUCUCGGUGCGGGUUUCGGGCACGGCGGGGCGUCCCGGCCCCGCUCCCUGGUGCCCGUUCCUCCCCGGCGCUGCCCGCCGGGUCACUGCGGCAGGAGGCCGGGGCAGCGGGCACCGAACCGGGGCUGCUGCUAGCGGGGGGAGCCCGUGCGGGGGUCCCCGGCGGAGAGCGGGGCCGCCCCCCAGUGCAGGGCGCUGGGCUGGGCGCAGCCCCGGUGCGGGCCAGGCCCGGGCGAGGUGCGGGGGCGGUGCCGCUGCGGUGGGUCCCGGUGCGGGGUCCGGGGGCCCCAGUGCGAGGUCCGGGGGGCACGGGGGUCUCGGCCCCGCCGGCCCGGGGCGGCCCCGCAGACAAAGCCCGGGGCCGCCCAGCACAAAGGAUGCUCCGAGCCGGGGCGGGGCCGCCCGGGAGCCCCGGCGGAACAAUGAGCCGGGCCCGGCGGGACCUCCGCCGCCCCCCACCCGCCACCCCGGGAUGCCCUCUCCGCCGCGCCCCGCGCACCUGCUGCUCCGCUCGCAGUCGCGACACGGCGCCGACGAGGGAGCCUUGCCCGCUCGGGGCGGAGCAGUCGGCCCCGGCGCCACACCUCACCGAGGUGAGCCCCUCGCGCUGUCGCGACACCCUCGCCCUGUCGCGACAGGUGACUCUCCGUCGGAAGGCGGCGGACACACACAACCUUUCUGCCCCGCGAUACCCCGGCGAGGCGCCCCGGACGGGGGUGCCGGGACACUCCCCUCCGUCCUCGCCUAUCGCAAUACCCGCGCAUGUCGAGAUACACGCACCUGUCGCGAUUGGCUCACCCGUCGCGAUAGCGACUCAGGUCCCGCCGGUGCGGGAAGAGCCCAUCCCGGCCCAGCCCGACAUCCCGGCCCCGCCCGACCGCGCCCGGCCCCGCGGUACCUCCCGCCGCCGGUGCCGCUCCCGGUGCCGCUCCGGCCGCGAUCGCCUCUCACCCGAACCUGCGCCGCGGGGGCGGGGCCAAGCCCCCCCUCGGCCAAUCGUGGCCUGCCGUGGCCGGGGGGGCGGGGCCGGGCCCCCAGCAGGGCAUCCCCACUGUCCCCACCGGGUCCCCGCCGCCACCGGCACCUUUUCCCAGCGGGAACCUGCUUCCCACCGGCACCGGCUCCGGAGCCGGCCUGCCUGGGAUGUGCCAACGCCGCGCCGGGCCGGCCCCUCACCACGGCACCCGCUGGGACCCAGCACCCCCCCGAAGGUGCAGCAGGGCCAAGAGGGUCCCAGGAGGCGCCGCAGGGCCGGGCCGGGGGGUCCGCCGGGACCCCCAAACCUGCACCACCGGGUCCGGCCGCCCCACGGGCACCACGGCUGCACCCUGCAGCACCACAGCUGCCAGACCAGUAGCACCAUCCACCGCACUGCCAGCACCUGCCCGCGCCCUGCCAGCUCACACCACGGCUCCUGCCACCGCAGCUCCCGGCACCGACACUGCCACCGCCACGUCCCCACGGGCACCCGUCACCCCCCAGCGGGGCACGGGGCCAGCCCACAGGGGCACCGGGGGGAUGUGCUCGCUCCAAACCACGCACGAGCAGAGGAGCGAUGCCCCGGCGCCCGCGGUGACACCGCCGGGGCCCCAUCCCGGCUCGCCGGGGCAUCGCCCUCCUGCCGCCAGCCCGGCCCCGCGGAUGUAGCACCAGGGUCCGGGGCCCGCAGCCAUCCCUGUGCCAUGCCAGAAGCGCCCCGGCUGCGCUCCGGCACCAGCACCGUUCUGUCCCCCUUGACCUGCCGGCGUCCCCGCCACCGCCCGCAGCAAGAGCCUGUUGGCAGCACCUGUGCCCCGCGCCGCCCCGGCAGGCAGGCCCCGCGGGAAGGGGCAGGGCCGGGGGCAGGACCCCCCGCUGCCGCCGGGGCACCGGGGGACACCCAGCACCGGCUCUGCCGGACGCCACGUACGCAGAAGAGCACCAGUACGCUGUGGGAGCGCGGGGCGGCGGCGCCGGCGGGGCAGGGGGGCUCCGCCGAGGCGCUUCCGUUCGGGACAGAAAAAGGUUAUUGCAUGACUCAGGAUGGAGACGCUUCCGCCCGGCCGCCCCGGCCCUGCCGCUCGCUCGGAAAGGCCCGGCACAGCGAGGCUCAGCCGCCGGGCGCUGGAGCCGCCGGGCGCUGGAGCCGCCGGGCGCUGCCGGGGCCGGGCCGGCGGGCGCUGGGCGCGGACGGAGCGGGUCUCGGAGCAGAGCGGGUCUCCUUCGCCUCCGCCUCCCUCCCGGCUGGGCUUUCCCACUGCCGUUUCCCCUCCUCCGAGAGCGGUGCUGGCGACGGCGUCUCGUCUCGCCCGCUGCUCCGAGAAGCGGAAACCAAACCGACAGGAAAACCCAGCCAGAAAAGAGCGGAAAAUUAA